GUAGAGUCAUACGCAGGUGUUGUUAAAGUAGGAUCACAUACUUUGCAGCUUCUGCUUAUAGCUAACACGGUUUCUUCUGCGCCCGUUUUUGUUAGCUGCUAGAAAGGCUUGAACAUCAUACUAUUGUUUAGAAACACACUUUAUUUUCCUGUCGGCUUCCAUGGCUGUACUCGAGGGACUUCUCCAACUACCCUGCACAUUCCCUCUGCUGGUUGCGGUGCUGUUGUUGCUGCUUGUCUGGCUUUACUCCUCCGGUGUCAGCAACCCAGAGAAAGGGAAGGAACCUCCAGGACCCAAACCACUGCCUAUCCUGGGUAACCUGCUGCUGCUGGAUCUGAAGAAGCCCUAUGAUUCACUUUGUGAGCUCUCCAAGAAGUAUGGGUCUGUCUUUACCAUUUACUUUGGUCCUAAGAAAGUGGUCGUCUUAACAGGAUACACGACUGUUAAACAAGCGCUAGUGAACCAUGCAGAGGAGUUUGGGGACAGAGAUAUCACCCCUUUAUUUCAUGAUCUCAACAAAGGGCUCGGCAUCUUAUUUUCCAACGGAGAGAACUGGAAAGAGAUGAGACGUUUUGCACUCACAAACAUGCGAAACUUUGGGAUGGGCAAGAAAAGGAGUGAGGAAAAGAUUAUAGAAGAGACUCGAAGCCUGAUUGAAGUAUUUGAAAAAUUUGAAGGUUCGCCAUUUGACACGACCCAGCCGGUGAACUAUGCCGUCUCCAAUAUCAUCUGUGCUAUUGUGUACGGCAGCAGAUUUGAGUACGAUGACCCCAAGUUUAUGUCCAUGGUCAACAGAGCCAAUGAGAACAUUCGGCUUGCUGGCUCUGCAUCUGUACAGCUGUACACCAUGUUUCCAUGGUUAAAACCAUGGCUGAAGGAUGUUGCUCGAGUCAUGAAAAAUGUUGGUGAAAAUCUUAAAGAGAUGCGGGGUUGUAUCAAGAACCUGCAGGAGACACUGAACCCACAGGACAGCCGAGGCUUCGUAGACUCUUUCCUCACAUACCAGCAGAAUGCAGAGAAAUCAGGCCAAAAGGACUCUGUGUUCCAUGAGGAGAACCUGCUAUUCUGUGUGGCCAACCUGUUUGGAGCCGGCACUGACACCACGGGGACUACACUGCGCUGGGGACUGUUGCUGAUGGCCAAGUACCCAGACAUACAGGACCGUGUGCAGGAGGAGAUUGACAGGGUGAUCGGUGACCGACAGCCUGUGGUGGAGGACAGGAAGAGCCUGCCCUACACUGACGCCGUGAUCCACGAGAUCCAGAGAGUAGCCAACAUUGUGCCUUUAAAUCUUCCCCACACCACAAGCUGUGAUGUGAAUUUCCAGGGUUUCUUCAUCCAAAAGGGCACCGCUGUGAUUCCUCUGCUCACCUCAGUACUGAGAGACGAAUCUGAAUGGGAGCAGCCUUACAUGUUCCACCCAGAACACUUCCUGGAUGACCAGGGGCAGUUCGUCAAGAGAGACGCUUUUCUUGCAUUCUCUGCAGGACGCAGGGUGUGUCUGGGAGAGAGUCUGGCCAGGAUGGAACUCUUCCUCUUCUUCGCCACGCUGCUCCAACGCUUCCAUUUCACUCCUCCUCCUGGUGUCUCUGAGGAUGAGCUGGACCUCACACCGAUCUUAGGAAUCACCCUCAACCCCUCCCCCCAUAAGCUGUGUGCUGUGAGCCGCUCCUGACUUCCUUGCUGUUCUAAAAUGGCAUCCGUGUGAACAACAUCUGCAGCUCAUCUGUGUGGACAACAUCUGCAGCUCAUCUGUGUGAACAACAUCUGCAGCUCAUCUGUGUGGGCAACAUCUGCAGCUGAAAGCAUUAUUCCUCUCGCUAUUCCUCUUUGUCUGUCCACUCCGCAAAGUGCACUAGUCUUGUCUGAUUUAUUUCUAAUUUCUUUCUUUGUUGUUCUACUUUGUUGUUCACUGUCAUUCAGUGGUGAAUGCUGCAGUUCAUUUUUGAAGGCUGAAAAGGUACCAGUAUAAUUUGAAGCACCCAGAUUAAAAUGCCAGGGGGAAAACUGUUUGUUCAAACAUGUUUUUUUUUUUAUUUGAGGAACAUAAUAAAUGCUUUAAUACUAUAUAAUAA
Molecule: messenger RNA, 2075 nt
Organism: Clupea harengus (Atlantic herring)
Lineage: Eukaryota; Metazoa; Chordata; Actinopteri; Clupeiformes; Clupeidae
Product: cytochrome P450 2K1-like
Exons: 9
Coding region: 161-1675 (504 amino acids)
Biological process (GO): xenobiotic metabolic process
Cellular component (GO): cytoplasm; intracellular membrane-bounded organelle
Molecular function (GO): oxidoreductase activity, acting on paired donors, with incorporation or reduction of molecular oxygen, reduced flavin or flavoprotein as one donor, and incorporation of one atom of oxygen; heme binding; iron ion binding
Source: RefSeq, a predicted model, not a curated record